AUGUCUGAUAGCUUGAAGAAGAGAUCUCAAUGUUCUUUAACAACAGAUCAAACUAGUACCGUUACCAAGGAAGAAACUUCUGGACCGGUAAAAGGACAGAAGACUGAUAAGAUGAGCAAAAAGAAGAGAAAGUUGUAUACAUGGGAUGAGAUACCUCACUGGCAGCGUGAUAAUGAGCACAUCUUGAGUGGUUAUGUUGGAGAGACAAGGAGCAUGUUUCAGUGUUUCUUGAGUUUGUUUUACUUACACAAUGAGUCAGUUAAUAUUUACACUCACUUAUUGCCAGGGAUUGCCUUCCUGUUUGUGCUGUGUUUUGACAAAUUUGCUGUCACACAGUUCGAGACAACGACAUUGAUUGACUACGUGAUGAUAGAUUUGUUUUCUUUGGUGUCAUUUACCUGCUUAACCUUGAGUAGUAUAUUUCAUUGUCUAAAGAAUCAUUCCCGAUCGGUUGCCACUUUCGGAAAUAAGCUGGAUUAUUUGGGGAUCGUCGUCCUUGUUGUCACAUCAAUGGUGAGUAUAAUGUACUAUGGUUUUUUUGAAACUCCUGCUUUGUUCUAUCUCUUCUCCUUCAUUACUUGCACUUUUGGAGCCGCCUGCGCUGUAGUUUCCUUGAAAGAGGGAUUUAGAACUAGGGAAUGGCGCCCAUACAGAGCAGCUAUGUUUGUCGCGUUUGGGCUCUCUGCCGUCCUACCAAUUGUUACAGGCAUUUUCUACUACGGGUUCAGUGAAAUUUACCUAAGAAUUCAAGUUAAAUGGGUUUUGUUGGGAGGAAUUUUUUACAUUACCGGAGCCGUCCUCUAUGGUGUUCGUUUCCCUGAGAAAUACGCUCCGGGCAAGUAUGACAUCUGGGGUCAUUCUCAUCAGUUGUUUCACGUACUAGUUGUGGUAGCUGCCCUGUGUCAUUUAUAUGGCCUGAUUAAGAGUUAUAAUUUGGUGCAUCUUAAGAUGGCGAUAGCUCAACUGUAA
Molecule: messenger RNA, 969 nt
Organism: Torulaspora delbrueckii
Lineage: Eukaryota; Fungi; Ascomycota; Saccharomycetes; Saccharomycetales; Saccharomycetaceae
Gene: IZH2
Product: PAQR-type receptor
Exons: 1
Coding region: 1-969 (322 amino acids)
Cellular component (GO): membrane
Molecular function (GO): signaling receptor activity
Source: RefSeq, a predicted model, not a curated record